AUGGCCCCUUCCGAUGAACUCGAGUACUUGAAGAGUCUUGUCGCACAGCUGAACGACAAGAUCCACGCGUUGGAGGAGAAGGCGAAGGCAGCUGUGUCAGCGUCUAAAACCCCCGCCCAGCAGCUUCGCACCAUUCUCAUUGGGCCUCCCGGUGCCGGCAAGGGGACCCAGGCACCCAAAAUACGAGAUGAGUUCUGCGUAUGCCAUCUCGCCACGGGUGACCUUCUCCGCGAGCAGAUCUCAAAACAGACCGAACUCGGCAAGAUGGCGAAGAAAGUCAUGGAUGCAGGAGAACUUGUCAGCGACGAGAUAAUGGUCAACAUGAUCAAAGACCAGCUAGAGAACAACAAGGCUUGCAAGAACGGCUUCGUCUUGGACGGGUUCCCUCGGACAAUCCCUCAAGCUGAAAAAUUGGACACUAUGUUGCAGAGUCGCGGCGAAAAACUGGACAGCGUCGUGCAGCUCGUCAUCCCUGACCAACUGCUUAUCUCUAGAAUUACCGGUCGCUUGGUUCACCCUGGUAGUGGCAGAACCUACCACAAGGAGUUCCAGCCGCCGAGGAAACCUAUGACGGAUGACGUCACCGGCGAACCUCUCAUCCAGCGUUCCGACGACAAUGUCGAGACGCUCACGAAGCGUCUGGCAACGUACCACAAGCAGACUGGCCCGGUAGUCGACUACUACAAAAACAAGAGUUUGUGGACCGGCAUCGAUGCCGCCCAGAGUCCUAACCUCGUAUGGGAAAACCUUCGCAAAGUCUUCACGCAAGGUCCACCAAAGUCAUCGUAG
Messenger RNA from Pisolithus orientalis, 789 nucleotides. RefSeq names its product adenylate kinase. Gene Ontology annotation, cellular component: cytoplasm; mitochondrion. The coding region runs from base 1 to 789 and encodes 262 amino acids. Gene Ontology annotation, biological process: ADP biosynthetic process. Gene Ontology annotation, molecular function: AMP kinase activity; ATP binding. The record is from RefSeq and is a predicted model, not a curated record. NCBI's taxonomy places the organism in Eukaryota, Fungi, Basidiomycota, Agaricomycetes, Boletales, Pisolithaceae. The transcript has 4 exons.